CGUACUCAAACCCGAGCGGGAUAGCUCCUCAGCGACCACAGCAACAGCAUCCUCACUGCUUUCUGCCAGUGUUUCCAUGGACAACGCGAGUAGGCUAUAUUAAAGGUCAUAAGCUGUUCACUGGAACUCAACUGACAGUUGCAUAAGUCGACACACCUACACCGGAGGACCUAUAACAAUCAAGUUUACCUACCCUUUUGUGAAAGUACUUCUACUCUCAGUGCUGUCACACGUGUUGUGUCAAUCACACACACAGCCACACUAGAAGGAUUUAAAACACAAAGCCUGUUUUCGGCGCCCACACACAAUCACAGCAAACAUGGUCAGCAAGCUGUCCAACUUCGGCAAAUCCCUGCUGCGUCGCCGGGCAUUAAACGACUCCGGCGAAGAGUCCCAAUUUGCCCGCUGUCUGUCCACGCUUGACCUCAUCGCCUUGGGGGUGGGCGCCACGCUCGGCGCCGGUGUCUACGUCCUCGCUGGCGAAGUCGCCCGGGAGAAGGCGGGCCCUGCCAUCGUCCUCUGCUUCCUCAUCGCUGCCCUGUCCUCCAUGUUAGCCGGCCUGUGUUACGCAGAGUUUGGCGCCCGUGUACCCAAAACCGGCUCUGCUUAUCUGUACAGCUAUGUGACAGUGGGAGAAAUCUGGGCCUUCAUCACAGGGUGGAACCUCAUCCUCUCCUAUGUGAUAGGAACGGCCAGUGUGGCCCGGGCUUGGAGCUCAACUUUUGAUAACCUGGUUGACCAAAAGAUCUCAGGCUUCUUUAAAGCCUUCAUGUCGAUGAAGGUUCCAGGAGGGGUCCUGGCAGAGUACCCAGACCUGUUCGCCCUGAUCCUCAUCCUGCUGCUCACUGGACUUCUGGCCUUUGGCGUCAGCGAGUCAGCUCUGGUGAACAAGAUCUUCACAGGCAUCAAUCUGGUGGUUCUGGGCUUCGUCAUCAUCUCUGGCUUUGUUAAGGGCGACACAGCCAACUGGAACCUGACGGAGGAGGACUACAUCCAAUUCAUAAACAAGAGCAACGGCAGCCUGCCUUUAAAGGUGAAGGAAGACUUCGGCGAGGGUGGUUUUGCUCCAUUCGGCUUCAGCGGGGUCUUGUCUGGUGCUGCUACCUGCUUCUACGCCUUUGUGGGCUUCGACUGCAUCGCCACGACAAGUGAAGAAGCAAAGAACCCAAUGCGUUCCAUACCCAUCGGCAUUGUGGCCUCCCUGCUUAUUUGUUUCUUUGCCUACUUUGGUGUGUCGGCUGCUUUGACCCUGAUGAUGCCGUACUACAUGCUGGACUUCCAGAGUCCUCUACCCGAGGCCUUCACCCAUGUCGGCUGGGCUCCAGCCAGAUACAUUGUGGCUGUGGGCUCUCUCUGUGCUCUGUCCACCAGUCUCCUAGGCUCUAUGUUCCCCAUGCCCCGUGUUAUCUACGCCAUGGCCGAGGACGGGCUGCUGUUCCGUAUCCUCUCCAGGAUCAAUCGUCGCACCAAGACUCCUCUCCUCGCUACCAUCGCUUCUGGCAUCGUUGCAGCUCUGAUGGCCCUCCUGUUCGACCUGGCUGCUCUGGUUGACCUCAUGUCUAUUGGAACUCUGUUGGCGUACUCUUUAGUGGCCAUAUGUGUCCUUAUCCUCAGGUACCAGCCCAGCACUCUGAAUUCACCCAGCCAGACGGAGAAGCUGGUGGAGCUGGUGCAAGGGGAGAAAGUGCCGGUGAACGGCGUGGACAGCGGUGACGAGUAUGACGACACGCCGCUCAACGAGCCUUUCACCAUCAAGCUGCUCUUUUGUCCGAGCGGAAAGAACCCGACGCAGACCUCUGGGACCAUUGUCUACGCUACCACUGCUAUCAUCUCUGUUCUUAUCACCUUACUGUGCGUAGUCAUGGCCAACUGUCUGACAGAACUGCUGGCGGGGAAGCCACAUGUCCUGGUGCCCUGUGUCAUACUGACUCUGCUCUGUGCCGUCUGUGUCAUCAUCAUCUGGAGGCAACCAGAGAGCAAAGAGGCCCUCACCUUCAAGGUCCCUCUGCUUCCCUGGUUGCCACUCUUCAGUGUUUUUGUCAACAUCUACCUCAUGAUGCAGCUCGACUGGGGUACAUGGUGCCGCUUCGCCGUCUGGAUGUUCAUCGGUUUCGCUAUCUACUUCUUCUAUGGUAUUAGGAACAGCAGCGAAGCUGCUAACAGGUCGUCCCCUCGCAAAUAUGAGCCCGCGCUGCAGAACAAGAGCCCGAUUUACACCGGGGCUCCCGGUGACAGUGACAUGGAGGCAGGCAGCAGUCCCUGAUGAAGACUCCUGAGGACUUGGGGAGUGUUGCAGAGCACUCUACACGCGCCUGAAACACAGUCCUGGGUUGUAGAGAAGAAGAGGCAAGAAAACCCCCUCCGCCCCACACAUCUUACCUCUGAGUCUGAGGCUGAUUAACCUAAUGGCUGGACACUGUGACAGUCUGUUUGUUAGCCUUAACCCCCCUGAAGACCUGCUAGUAACACAUGCUUUGAAUGGAACUUACUAAAAAGAGUACUGCUGUACUUCUGCUGAUGAUCUCUCCCCACUAGUCUGGAGCCAUUUACUGGAAGAAUGUUGCAUGUUUUUAUUUCGUCUUUAGUUCCUCCUUUAUCUGUUUGCCAUGGCAGAGUGUGAAGCCACGGGAGCUGAAUAAGAACUACAAUGUUAAACAUCCCUAAGAAUAAUGUCUUGAACCACUGAGUUUACUGUUACGAUACUUGGAUCAGUGAGCUAGACUGUAAACUGUAUCAGAAACAUGAGUAGCUUUCAGUGGAGUUUAGAUUGUUGGUUCUUGUUUGUUGCAGUUUGUUUAUGUGUAAACAGGGUAUGGCUGAGACUGGUGUUUACAGAAUCAGUCAAAAGAACAUGUCGAUUCUUGUACGGUGCAGUACGUACAUAGAUUGGACGAGUUUAUAACACCCCAUGACCUUUUGCCCGCCUGUUUCAAGAGAACAGACAUCGUCAUUUUUUCAAUGUCCUGUUUUUUCUUGCAUAUAGACACUAUAGAAAAAGUAUUUGAAGGCUUUUAUGGCCUUAACCACUACAGUUUGAAAUGACAAAGGGCCAACUUGUCCACAAAUUACAGUAAAAAAAGAAAAACAGAGAAGAAAGCAGUAGAUUUAUAAUCUGCUUUACUUUAAUGGGUGCUAUGGGCUAAGCUGCAUCAUUUAUUAGCACAAAGAUAUACUUAUUCUCCUUCUAUGAUUGGAUGAAAGAGUUCUUUUCAUCACCAGUUUCCAUCGACUUAUUCCGUACUUGCACAUCUCGGCGUGAUGCUUUUCAUGGCUGUAUUCAAGAUAUAUUUGCAGAUCUUAGGAGGUUGAAAGAUUUGCACUUAGCUUGACGCGACUGACUCGUUCUUCUGACAGGCCAACGAGUUUCAUUACAUCAUUUUCGUAACAACAUCUGUCCACCUCCAUCAGAUCCACUUUGGUGUCUGGGAGCUGUGUGUCUAUUUCUAAACAAAAGGCCUAUUUUUAAUCAUCACCAAAAUAUCUCCUUCAGUCUUUUUUUUUUUUUCACUUCCUUGUGAAAAUUCUUAAUUGGUUUUUCACAAUUUCUUUCUUAGUUUCAAUUGAAACUUCUUCUUGGCAGCUUUGCCCCUUUAGUUGUAUUUCAUUCGUACUACUUUUCCUCACAUUUUCUGCUAGAAAUGUAUAUUUAAAUGUUCAUAGUAUUUGUUUGGGAUAGCUUUCUUUCUUAUUUAUGUCUUUCCACAUUAAUUUCAAUCAAUUAACAUGCUUUUUUUAGAUGUAUUUUAAUCGUUACAUGUACAGUUUUUAGUGUGCCUAUAUUUGUUGCUUCUAUGCUCCCCCCCUUGUAUAUACUGUAUGUAUAUUGUUUUAAAAUGUCUUGUAUCACCAAUGAGUUUAAUAUGACAUGUUCUAAUCCCUCCUGACCAAAUGAACACGACAAAGAACGACUACCAAAGUUGGUCUCUAAAUUCUGUAAUUUAAACGAGAACGGUUUACCCCGACCCUUUAGAGUCAUAUAACUUAUUGUUAAUAGAGUUUUUAUUGUUCUAGUAAAGUGCUUUACUGUAGAUUGUACAGUACGUACUUGUUGAAUCUUGAUUUGUAUAAUGCUGUAAAUUAUACAAAUGUCAGAUCCCCUGAAGUGUAAUUUGGUAAGUUUUGUAAACGUCUCUGAAGCAUUUCAUUCAUCAAGUCCUAUUUUUCAUAUGGAUGUAAUAUAGAAGCACAUCUGCAGACGCUUCAGAGAUGGCCCUAACACGUCUUCAUUGUUUGUAGAAAAUGCUCUUCUGUAAGACCUGUCAAAAGUCGACAUAUCUCUUUUAGCAUUUAUGGCAAUGUAAGGGUACUGUAAAGGUAGAAGUAGACUCAGCAGAUGUUUCGGGUGGAUGUGAAUCAAUGAAUCGGUGACUACUGAAGCGUCCUUUCUACCUGACAGAGGGCACAGGGGCUGGAGGAGUGCAGCUGUAUAUCAUUUAUCAGAACUUAAUGAGCUGCUGUCCCCGUCAUGGAUCAAAUGUUAUCUGAGCUUCAGAACUGUCUCUGCAGAUUUGAAUGUAAAGCUUUUCAAUCCAAGCCCUCGUGCCUUUCAAUAAUCAUCUGCCCCUUUUAGUGCUGCCACUAACGGCAACUCUUUUUUUCUGUUUUACAUACUGUACAUAUUGUCCUAUGUAAAUGAACUUUAUUUUCAAUGUUGUUGUUUUUUAAUAAAACUAAUUCAUGCUUA
Molecule: messenger RNA, 4684 nt
Organism: Labrus bergylta (ballan wrasse)
Lineage: Eukaryota; Metazoa; Chordata; Actinopteri; Labriformes; Labridae
Gene: slc7a3a
Product: solute carrier family 7 member 3a
Biological process (GO): L-arginine import across plasma membrane; L-ornithine transmembrane transport
Cellular component (GO): plasma membrane
Molecular function (GO): L-ornithine transmembrane transporter activity; L-lysine transmembrane transporter activity; L-arginine transmembrane transporter activity
Source: RefSeq, a predicted model, not a curated record